Lathyrus oleraceus (garden pea) is the source of this 1206-nucleotide messenger RNA. RefSeq lists its product as uncharacterized. Lineage: Eukaryota; Viridiplantae; Streptophyta; Magnoliopsida; Fabales; Fabaceae. Bases 1 to 1206 code for a protein of 401 amino acids. The record is from RefSeq and is a predicted model, not a curated record. The transcript has a single exon. Gene Ontology annotation, biological process: proteolysis. Gene Ontology annotation, molecular function: aspartic-type endopeptidase activity.
AUGUAUUGCGUUGCACACCUUCAACAUGUAGAAGAAGUUAAUUAUCUCAAGCAGAAUAAUCCCUAUUUUAAUACUUACAACCCAAGUUCAAAGAAUCAUCCAAACUUCUCCUGGAAAGAUCAGCAGGGUAAUAUUCAAAAGCAGGAUCCAGUGAAAUAUCAGAAUCAACAGCAGUUUCAACCUCAACAGAACUUUCAGAAUCAAUUCCUACAACAACAUCAGCAACAAGCACCACAGAAAGUAGAUUGGGAAAUAACUACUGAAAACAUGGUUGUUCAAAAUGCCCAAUUUCAAGAAGAUACAAGGAACAACCAAAGGAACACUACAUCUACAUUUAAGAAUCUGGAAGUUCAAGUGGGACAGAUAGCACAACAACUCUCAAAUCAAGCUCAAGGCACCCUUCCGAGUGCAACAAUACAAAAUCCAAGAAAUCGUAAGAAUAUUAAUGUUGUCACAAUAAGAAGUCAGAAACUUGCUAAAGAUGAAGAAGAUAAGGCAACAAAUGAUCACCAUGUCAUAGAGGUAGAUAUGGAAGUGAGGGAAAAUAAGAAAGAACCAAAAGAAGCUAUACCACCCGCAAAGCCAACUAAAGAGAAAACUAAAAAGGAGGCUAAAUCGGUGAUUAAGUUACCUUACCCUCAGAGAGUGACAAAGAAGGACCUAAAAGAGAAAUACUUUGAGAAAUUCAUCACAAUUUUCAAAAUAUUAGAGAUCAAUAUGUCUUUCUUUAAAGCACUCGAGGAAAUGCCCAUGUACCAAAAAUUCAUGAAAGAGGUAAUCUCUAAAAAGAGACCAAUAAGAGAUGGGCCGGUAACCUUUAAUGAAAAGUUUAGUGCAAUAUCACCAGGUAGGAGAAUCCCAAUCAAGCAUAAGGAUCCUAGAUCUGUCACAGUCCCAUGGACUAUAAAAGACAAAACUUUCAAGAAGGUACUUAUUGAUUCAGGAGCUAGUGUGAGUCUGAUGCCAUUGUCAGUCUAUCAAAGGCUUGGUAUUAGAACAGUCAACGAUACAAGGACAGUUUUGAAAUUUGCAGAUCACUCCAUAAAUAAUGCAUAUGAGGUAGCGGAAGACGUAUUGGUGACAAUGGAGCAAUUUAGUUUUCCUGUUGAUUUUGUGAUUAUGGACAUACUUGAGGAUGAAAAGACGCCUAUCAUUCUGGGUCGACCAUUCUUGUGGACAAGUCGAUGCAAUUUUGACAUAGAAUAG